Messenger RNA from Paraglomus occultum, 813 nucleotides. NCBI's taxonomy places the organism in Eukaryota, Fungi, Glomeromycota, Glomeromycetes, Paraglomerales, Paraglomeraceae. The record is from the annotation of a GenBank genome assembly.
AUGAUACACAGACCUAGAAGGCCUUUCUGGACACUUGACGCGCAUCGGAUACCAGUGUUGUCACUUUACAGGACACUUUUGAAAACAGCAAAACGUUUUGAUAAAGACAUCCACAAAAGAUUUCUAUUCUUUUCGUUAAGAGACAAGUUUAGGUCCCGGAGACAUGAAACUUCUCUCCAAAAAACAGCCAACUAUUUGAGGGAGGCAGAAGAGUGCAAGUCACUUUUAGAGAAAGCUCUUAAUGGCGAUCAGGAAUCUAUACAGCACAUUGAUGAUCUCUCGUGGGGAAGGAAAGGGAGAUUGAAAGAAGUUCUGGACGUGCCAAAACAUCACCCGUUUGUGUAUGACAUUCGCGUCUUGUCUUCACGCAAAAAAGAUUCCCAUCCAGUUUAUAGAAUACCUAUUGAUCCACGUGUUUAUACCCCUCCACCGGAACCUGUAUUACCACAAAGAAUCAAACGAAAGAAAAAACGUCCGCGUAGACCCGUUGUAAGGUACGAUGUAAUUACGUCAUUAGGCUAUCGUCUAUGGCGGGUACGUGGAUGGGAACAGCCAGCAUGGGUCUCAAUGAUGAUGAAUAAAAGGAUCAGACAACAUCAAAAGAGAUUAGAUAGAUAUCAGGAACUACAAGAACAACUGGCUAUGGUUGUGCUAGAGCAACGGAUGAUGAGCCAGCUGGGAGUGCCAGAUGAAGCUAAAGGAUUUGAUGAGCUUAUCAGAAAGGAACUGAAAGAGAGAAAACUAUUGCAAGAAAGCUUUCUCAAAGCACAAAAACAAAAAUCUCAAAAUGAGGAAAGAGACAUUAGCGUCUAA